CUUAUUACAUUUUAAAUACAACAAAUAAAGAAUCUCUCUACUUAGUUUUGCCCCCCCCCACACACACACAGUUUUGAUGUAAUAUUGACAGAGUAGCUGCCUCACACAGAUAAAAGGUAGCUUGCUCGGGUGGUUCCUGAUUAAAAGACCAUGGCGUAUCCAGAGAUGGAUUCAAAUGAAGACGACAGCACAGGAAGAAAAUCAUCUCACCGUAACAAGAGAAGUAAAGGAUCUGUGUCCACGGUCAGAGUCGGAUCCAGAAGUGUUCCACUUUAUCCUCUGGUGAUCGUGUGUUUAGGAGUACUGAACACGAUUCUACUGUUAACGGCUGUUGUUAUUGGGAUUUGCUGUGGCAAAGUUGAUGAGGGGUCAGCUCCAGAACAAAUAACAGCAUCCACACUCAUCUUAGAGGUGAAGCAACUUCAGAUAAUUCAGAGUGGAGCUGUCCAGGCUCAAAAGGAGUCCGAGGAAGGACUAAGAAGAGAACGCAAGACCAACGAGCUACUUCAACAACAGAUAGAACAAAGCAAGACCCUCAGUGACGCCAUCCAGAGGCAGCUUGAGACACUAGAAGUGGAGAAAGCAACACUAGUAUCCUCAUCGUCUGAUAUCAGUCUAAACUGCGGACGAUGCCCCUCUAGAUGGUUUUAUUUAAAUGAAUCAUGCUACUUCCAUUCUCAAUCAGAAUACAAUGCCUUAAAGAACUGGGCAGACAGCAGAGAGGACUGUAUCCGCCGUGGGGGCGAUCUUGUUGUGAUUGAAGACUGGGCAGAGCAGGUAACUCUCUAUGAGCACCUACCAAAACGUACAAUCCAACAAGAGUGGUUGCUGUCGGGUCCGGGAAUUUGGAUUGGCUUUACUCGUGAAGCAGGGGACACUUGGAUGUGGGUGAAUAAUGCGACGCUGCUGGAUGAGGGGUUCUGGAUACAUGGGGAGCCAAACAACCAAGGACCACAUGGUGAGAGGUGUGGAGCCAUAAUGAACAUUAUCAACUAUAAAAAUUCGUGGUUUGACGGAUAUUGCCUAAGCAACAAGGAAUGGUUAUGUGAAAUGAGACCCAGCUAGCUGUGGAGUGCAUGAGGGAGGCUCGGACAAAUCAUCACGUGUGGAGAAAAGUUCACCUUCACAGCCGAAUGCUUUGUUUGUUUGUUUGUUUAUUAGCUCAUCAGUAUACAUUGAUCAUAAACAACAAAGAUUAGAACUUGUAAUGUGGCAUCACAGUUGUGAGAAAAUGUAGACACAAAGUCAAUGAUGGAUUCAGCAUUCAACUCCUUUGAUCUGAUCUUAAA
Molecule: messenger RNA, 1289 nt
Organism: Paralichthys olivaceus (Japanese flounder)
Lineage: Eukaryota; Metazoa; Chordata; Actinopteri; Pleuronectiformes; Paralichthyidae
Product: CD209 antigen-like
Source: RefSeq, a predicted model, not a curated record